Molecule: messenger RNA, 972 nt
Organism: Choloepus didactylus (southern two-toed sloth)
Lineage: Eukaryota; Metazoa; Chordata; Mammalia; Pilosa; Megalonychidae
Product: olfactory receptor 4P4-like
Exons: 1
Coding region: 1-972 (323 amino acids)
Biological process (GO): G protein-coupled receptor signaling pathway
Cellular component (GO): membrane
Molecular function (GO): G protein-coupled receptor activity; olfactory receptor activity
Source: RefSeq, a predicted model, not a curated record
AUGGAAAAUCCAAACAAUGUCACUGAAUUUGUCUUCUUGGGACUAUGGGAGAAUAAGCAAAUAGAGUUACUCUUCUGUUUCUUGUUCCUGCUCUGUUACUUGGCAGUCUUAAUGGGAAACUUCACCAUCUUACUCACAAUCACCUGCAGUCAUCUAAUGGAACAACCAAUGUACUACUUUCUCUGCCACCUCUCCCUCAUGGACCUCUUCUUCACCUCUGCUGUGGUUCCCCGGCUAAUAAGAGACUUAGCUGCAGACAGAAAAAACAUUUCCUAUAGCGACUGUAUGACCCAGCUCUUCAGUGUCCACUUGCUGGCAGGUGUGGAAACAUUAAUCCUGGUGUCUAUGGCUUUUGACCGCUAUGUUGCCAUCGUCAAGCCCCUGCACUACAUGGUCAUAAUGAACUGGCAGAGGUGCAACAUACUGAUCAUCAUGGCCUGGGGCAUGGGUUUUUGGCACUCAAUUGCUCUACUGCUCAUGGUCCUCAAUUUGCCUUUCUGUGGCCCUAAUGAGAUUAAUCACUACAUGUGUGACGUGAAGCCCCUUUUGAAACUGGUCUGCAAAGAUAUUCAUGUGGUUAGUAUCUUAGCUAUUGUCAAUUCAGGGAUGUUGGUGAUUGUAGUGUUUCUUGUUCUGGUGGCUUCCUACAUCAACAUACUAUACACUCUUAGGACGCGUUCCUCUGCAGGGCGACGCAAAGCUCUCUCAACCUGCAGCUCUCACAUAAUGGUUGUAGUUUUGUUUUUUGUGCCCUGUAUGUAUACCUAUGCUCUACCUGCUGAGAGUGAGAAUGAUGACAAGGAAAUCUCUGUGUUUUAUACUGUCAUUACACCCAUGCUGAAUCCUCUCAUCUAUACCUUAAGAAACAUGGAGAUGAAAAUUGCCAUGCAAAAGGUAUGCUCCAAAAUUAAGGUAAAUAAAGUGAUAUUCAUUGUGCUUCAGAGUUUGUGUUCCCAACAUAGUAAUCAUUAG